ACCACAUCUUACCCGGACCAACACCAUGCCACAAUUCUCCCCAUCGCCAUCACCCGCACUUUCGGGGUCUCAUCAUUCUAUACAGCCUAGACGACCAAGUCUUGAGCCUGAGGGCGAGAUCCUCUCUACACGCGGCCAACGCUUGGCAAGCCUCAUCCGCAGGCGUUCCAUCUCUGUUCAAGGUCGUGAGCCCUAUGAUGAUAGUACUCGCUAUGAUGAGCUGGCCGCAUCUCGGGACUAUACGGAGGUUCCGCCAUUGGAACGAGCAGUGCAAUUGAUUGGGGAUGUCAAGCCCAUCUAUGACUGGCAACUAUUGUAUCAAGACAAAAGCAAGCUAGAUGGAAUGCGAAAAGGAUUACGUGACUAUUAUGAACGGAACAACCGUCUCAUAGAGCAAUACGUAUACAUUGAUCGGUUGCUUGACUCAUCAUUGCCAUGUCGGCUCAUUGGCGAGUAUCAGCAAUCUCGAUCCAGCGCAUCUGAAACGUUCACCGGGGAUACCGGACACGGUCAUGUGUUUGGGAACAGGCACUAUGCAGCUGUUGAUGGCUCCGAGGAACCACCACAAAGGCAAGACCGAAUUAAACGAACUCCAAGGAAUCUUUAUCGAAUCCCGAGUGAAUGUUCGCAUCUCUUAUCUGAGCAAGGAGACGAAAAUACGUUAACCCCAAUCCCAUCAGAGGGCGGGCUGAAAGACGACUCAUUCGUAGACAACGGCGCCCGCAUUGUUACUGUCGCCAUUUACGUGAAUUUUAUCGCCAACAUAGUCCUACUAGUAGCGAAAAUUGUCGUCAUGUCCAUGACAAACUCCCUUUCGGUUCUUGCCAGUUUGGUGGAUGGAGCAUUGGACUUUCUAAGCACUGCCAUCGUCUGGGUAGCAACAACUUUGGUUCGAAAAGAUGAUCGCCACAGUUACCCUAUCAGCAGGCGUCGAUUGGAGCCAUUGAGUGUGUUGGUCUUUGCAGUUGUGAUGAUGACCUCUUUCGUCCAGGUUGCCAUCACAUCGCUAAGCCAAUUGAUAUCCUCCGAUAAAACAUUGGUGAACUUAACAAUCCCCUCGAUUGCAGUGAUGGCCAGCACUGUCGUCGUUAAGCUCGCGUGUUGGUUCUGGUGCCGAUUAAUCAAGAAUUCGAGCGUUCAGGCGCUGGCACAAGAUGCUCAAACCGACGUGGUCUUCAAUCUCUUUAGUAUUCUCUUCCCUCUGAUCGGCUCGUUUACCAAAUCCUGGUGGGUCGAUCCACUAGGUGGCCUACUCCUCUCCGUCUACAUCAUCUGGAAUUGGAGUGGAACUGCAGGCGAGCAUAUUCGACAUCUGACGGGCACGGCUGCGUCACCCAUCGACCACAGCGUCCUACUUUAUAUGACGAUGCGGUUUUCCAAGGCCAUUCUCAAGAUCCAGAAUCUAAGGGCUUACUACGCAGGCGACCUCUUGAAUGUUGAGGUGGAUAUUGUUCUGGAAGGUAAGACGAGCCUCCGUGACGCGCACGACAUAGGCGAGAGUCUUCAAUACAUGAUUGAGAGUGUACCGACUGUUGACCGGGCCUUUGUACACAUGGACUACGAUCCGUGGAACAUUCCCAGCCAUAUGAAUCAGCAAGAGGCAUGACACCUUCUAACUUGGUCAAAUCAUACUGACCGAAAGAGUUUUCCCUUCCAAUCCCGUCUACCAUCACUCUAUAUAGAGAUGGACAGCGAAUAAUAAUACAGAACAUAUUAAGCAUAGAGUGCAGGAGUCCCCAUAAAUACCCGCUGAGUCAUCCGGUACAAGUAAGCACACACGUGACCCCGCGUUCAUCGCGUGGGGACGCGAUGGGUCCGUGCCGUCCCAUC
Messenger RNA from Aspergillus alliaceus, 1830 nucleotides. RefSeq names its product cation diffusion facilitator family transporter. Gene Ontology annotation, cellular component: membrane. The record is from RefSeq and is a predicted model, not a curated record. Gene Ontology annotation, molecular function: monoatomic cation transmembrane transporter activity. Gene Ontology annotation, biological process: monoatomic cation transport; transmembrane transport. The transcript is spliced from 4 exons. Bases 26 to 1606 code for a protein of 526 amino acids. NCBI's taxonomy places the organism in Eukaryota, Fungi, Ascomycota, Eurotiomycetes, Eurotiales, Aspergillaceae.